Messenger RNA from Lactuca virosa, 345 nucleotides. The record is from the annotation of a GenBank genome assembly. Lineage: Eukaryota; Viridiplantae; Streptophyta; Magnoliopsida; Asterales; Asteraceae.
AUGGGAGGAGAUGGUGACUUGAAAGUUAGGGAAGGAGGGGGGGAGGAGGAUAUGUGUGGAUUCAUUGGAGGAGUAGAUGGUGGCGUCUUGGAGCUGCUGAAUCUAAAUGGUGGGUUGUUUGUAUUUUUGGCAGGCGGAAGAGUUGAUGGUGGCAUUUUUGGAGCUGUUGAAUCUAGGUCGCCGGAGCUACCAUCGUCGGAGCAAAAUGGAAGAACAAAAGUGCUAUUUUCUGCCUCCAUCUCUGUUCGAAACCCUUGCUCCACCUCUAUUUCAUUAAAAUCUAGCGAACCCUCUUUUUCACCCCCUAUUUCUUUGCAUCGAUAUAACAACCACCAUCGUGAUUGA